Messenger RNA from Daldinia childiae, 1332 nucleotides. RefSeq names its product putative impb mucb samb family protein. The coding region runs from base 1 to 1332 and encodes 443 amino acids. The transcript has a single exon. The record is from RefSeq and is a predicted model, not a curated record. Lineage: Eukaryota; Fungi; Ascomycota; Sordariomycetes; Xylariales; Hypoxylaceae.
AUGGCAAACACGAUAGCGGAUAGACGGCGUGUUUACCUCGCCUGUCGAGCCAUCUUCGUGGGCCAGAAAGCGGAGCUACGGAAACAGAAAAAGAUACGCGAAGAGAUCGAGAGGUGGCCACAGGUGUUAAGGUCACUUACCCAUGGCUUGAGCAUAGAGAAUGUGGUCGAGAUCCUUCGCGACCUCCUAUCACGGCAUAUCUUUAAAUCAGAAGUCAAGGCGAAGGCGGAAUUUCCCGAAUUGUUCCACACACCACCGGAACAGGAGGUCAAACGUGAAGCAUCUGAAGUUAAAGCUGCUAAAUCGACAGCCGAGGUACUAGACGAAGUUGCUAGUGUAGGACAAAACGACGCCGAAUGCAAUGCCGGAGUUGAGGAACAUGCUACUAAGCAAACCAACGAGAACGCCGUCAAACAGACCGACGAGGACGUCAUCAAACAAACCGAUGAGGGUGUCACUAAGCAAGUUGAUGAGGACGCCACCAAGCAAGCUGAUGAGAAUUCCACCAAUCAAACUGGCGAGGUGCUUAACGGGACUGAAAGAGAUAGUCCACACCCUAAAAUCGAGUUCCCAAGCACCGGAAAUGUAACUUCACAACAGCUAGUCACACUGCCUUCACUAUACCCGACAUACAUUCCGUAUAAGGCACAGCAUAUUAUACUAAGUGAGGCGCAACGUAUGCUAGAGGAAAGUUGCUUCGAAUUUACUAGAAAACAUAUGCCGGCACUUCUCGAGAAUACAGGGUUGGACUGCGCUAGUUCACUCGAACUGACAAAAUGGACGCGACUGCUGGCUAAGAUGGCUGACGAGAUACCCGAAACGGCGUUUGACUUGGGAGCAACACCUUUGAGAGAGGUGCUAUUCUCAACAGACAAAUUGCGACAUAGCGCGGUUCAUAGGGUCCCGAUGACUGCCCGUGGUAUAAAAGAUCUACUCAAGUCAGCAGUGACCCUUGCAUUUACAAUUGGUGACCACAAGCAUGCGGGCCAACUCGAAGAGAUAUGCUACGAGCUAGACAAUAAAGUCAAAGCGAUGGAGAUGAAUAAAAAUGCACUGGUGUAUUCUGCCACAGCCGAUCUGCAGGAUAUUCAACGGCGGCGAGAAGAGUUGGAUAACCUGGAGAAAGAAGUGCUUGCCACCAUGGUGAGAAAUGAUCAGAAGAAUAGAGGCUUUAUCGGAGCGCUACUGGAAGAUUCGGUGGGUAGGAUCCUGGAAGGGAAGACGGAGAUUGAGACGGAGAUGGACGAGGAGUUGAAGAUGGAGGAGGAUGAAGAGGAAUUUUCAGAGUGUCAUACAAGUGUGGAGGACUUUGAACAGGAUUCAGUUGUAUAG